UGGCAACAUUGCAUUGAUAGAUUCUAUCGAUAGAUUUCUAUUAAAAAAAUGGCGAUUGAACAAAGUGGAUUAUUAAUUCAUGAUUUAGAAGAACAAUGUGAAGAAGCAGUCUUUGAAGUUUGCGAUGCACGAGAACGUUAUCCAAUAUUAUGUGCUGAAGAAUUAGAAAAAUGUAUUAGGUUAACCAAUGAAAUACAGACUACAAAAGUUGUGCAAAACAUUAAGAAAUUUCAUGACAUAAAACCUCUGACAGAAGAGCAAAAAGUACUGUCAUGUAAUGCAUUAAAAAAACAAAAUUAUCCAUUUAAACGUAAAAAUAAAGUAAUUAAAAGCAUAAAAAGUAGAAUUGAUAAUUUAAAGAUGGUCGUUGAACAAUUGGAAAGGGAAAAGUUAUUUGAUAUAAAUAAACUGUUAAAUUCAUAAUUUUAUCAUAAUUUAUAUUUCAUAACAAUUUUUAAAUAAAAAAAAAAAUUGGAAUACAGAA
This is a messenger RNA of Polistes canadensis, 484 nucleotides long. RefSeq lists its product as uncharacterized. The transcript has 3 exons. The coding region runs from base 49 to 423 and encodes 124 amino acids. The record is from RefSeq and is a predicted model, not a curated record. NCBI's taxonomy places the organism in Eukaryota, Metazoa, Arthropoda, Insecta, Hymenoptera, Vespidae.